Molecule: messenger RNA, 1749 nt
Organism: Penicillium diatomitis
Lineage: Eukaryota; Fungi; Ascomycota; Eurotiomycetes; Eurotiales; Aspergillaceae
Product: serine hydrolase domain-containing protein
Exons: 4
Coding region: 1-1749 (582 amino acids)
Source: RefSeq, a predicted model, not a curated record
AUGUAUACCUCAGGGUGGCUGCUCUCGUGUCUCUCGUUGACGUUACUUAGUUCAGCAAGUGCUCUGACAUCACAGGAUUACUGUCCUCCCCUGGGGCCAGACUAUCCACCGCCGUCAAGCUUGUCCAAUGACCGAAUCUUCACCGCAGCAAUUCAGGAAGUCCUCUCUUCACUGGAUCAAGUGACGGGCAGCAAUGGAGAUCUUCACAACGACUCAAUCUCAGUACAGAUCUUUAGUGGCCGUGAUCCAAAGCCACUCGCCUACUUUGCGGCGACCUCCGAGCAUAUCAACACGACGUUAGGCGUCAGCAGUGUCGACGAGAACACAGUGUUCCGGGUGGGAAGUGUAUCGAAGAUAUUCACUGUGACGCUGCUGUUGAUGGAGGAAGGGCUAUGGGCCUUCUCCGAGCCCAUUGCGAAAUAUGUCCCAGAGUUACGCGAAGCAGCAGAGAGACUACGAUGGGAUCCUCGCAGAAGACGCGAUGCCGUUGAUUAUGUGAAUUGGGGAUCAAUCACCAUCGGAGAACUUGCAAGUCAUCUGGCCGGCAUUCCGAGAGACUAUGGAGAACUUGAUCUGUCCGGCCAGGCUGCCUUGAUGGAGCAAUUAGGUUUCCCGGCACUAUCGCCAUCAGAGGUUCCCCCUUGUGGCAACCCUGACCCAUACAUGGGCAAAAGUGUGUUCACAGCUGAUGACGAGAUUGCAGAGUUCUUCAAGGGCUUGAUACAACGGCACCCCGUUGUGGCGACAUCUUCGACACCCGUUUAUUCCAACGCCGCAUUUCAAAUACUUGCCUACGCAUUGGAAGCCAUGACUGGUGAAUCCUUUGAAAGACUACUUCAUGAAGACAUUGUUGUUCCGCUUGGCUUGGAAGCAACUUCAUAUUUUAAGCCAGACAUGUCAGUGGGAGUGAUCCCCACGGAGGACGGAGAGCACUGGUGGUCAUUUGACCUUGGCGACGAGGGCCCUGCUGGAGGCAUCUAUUCAAGCACAAGAGACAUGACCGCUUUGGGCCAGGCCAUUCUGAACGGCUCCUUAUUGCCAGCCUCCAUCACAAGAAGGUGGAUGAAACCCCAUUCGCACACAUCGACCCUCGACAGUUCUGUUGGUGCACCCUGGGAGAUCAUCACACUUGAGAACGGGCGCCCUAUCGACAUCUACUCCAAAGCAGGCGAUAUUGGAGCCUACUCCUCCAUGAUUGCACUGUCGCCUGACUACGACGUUGGUUUUACGAUUUUCUUUGCUGGAACGGAUGGCCACGCCAAGGUCGCUUUAGCCGCUGAUUUAAUUUCCGCCAAGCUUUUCCCGGGCCUUGAAGCCGCAGCUAAAGAUCAAGCUGCCUCCAGAUUUGGGGGCGACUACGCUUCAGCAGAGGGUGUGAAUUCCACCAUUUCUAUCACGACAGACGACGGUCCAGGUCUUCAAAUUGCGAGCUGGGUCAACAACGGAACUGACAUGAUUCAGUCGUUGAUGACCAUGAGCAACGCUCAAGAUCCCUCCACUUUCAGCGUCCGACUUUAUCCCACUGGGCUAGACAGUCCCGGCCAAAUUGCAUUCCGAGCAGUACUGCCAGCGAGACUUUCAACGGCGGGUAACGGACCUUUUACCUCCGAGUGCCUGACCUGGGUUACAAUGGAUGCGCAGAUUUACGGAGGCAUUGGAAUUGAUGAAUUUGUCUUCAAUUUCAACGAAGCGGGAAGCGUGACCAGUAUUACUCCCCGGGUGCUCCGGGCCACUUUGCCGAAGAUCUGA